Molecule: messenger RNA, 27469 nt
Organism: Porites evermanni
Lineage: Eukaryota; Metazoa; Cnidaria; Anthozoa; Scleractinia; Poritidae
Source: the annotation of a GenBank genome assembly
AUGUGCAAGUGCGCUGAUGGCUCGAACAACUGUGGAGCUCACUGUAGAGACACGCUUGGUAGUUUUAGUUGCUCUUGUAAAAGAGGUUACAGAGUGUUUCGUAAAACGGUGUGUGUAGGUAAGUGCGUUAUGCAGCUGAAACUAGAGGGUGCUAAAACAAUUGAGAUGCAGAACUGUUCCAUUGGAACCUAUUGACUCCUACUCCAGAUCAGACAAGGCGCAAAUUAGCUGUCCCAUCUUUAACCCAGACCGGGACUGAAAACGACGCUUUUAUCCCAGCAGUGUUGCUGUUGCGUAGGGCGAUUAAUUCUUUAAGCAAAAUAGUUACAUGUACAAAGUGGAAUAAGGCAUCAAAUUCAGCACAGAGUUUGUUUUAGGUGUAAAUACUAAGAAAAUCCAAUACCUGCUGAGGAUGCCCAUAUACCAAGCCAGGACUAGAGUCAGGACCUCGAGAAAGGACUAGACAGUUUUUCGCUUUCCCGCCAUUUUCACGUCCUGCAAGUCCCAUGACCAUUAAGAAGGAAAGCUCGAGUUCGGGUGACCGUUAGGUUCGGGUUAGGGUAAGGUUAGGGUUAGGGUUAGGGUUAGGAGGUUACCAGUUAGGUUAGGAGUCCUUUUCGUUGCUUUUAUUUUACUUUUUUUUGGUUUAUUAAUUAUUUUUAUUUAUUUAUUUUUUUGCUUACUGAAAGAUUCGAAAAGUCCUAACUGGAGUCCUGGCUCGAGCCCAGACUCGAAGUCCUGGCUCGAUUCCUGUCUUUGAUAUUAGUAUAUCUUGGUUGUGCUCAGCCUUGUUUUCACACAAUUUAAAAGGGCUCUGUUUUGGCUGUCUUUUUUAUUUUGUUUAUCAUGCCAGUCACGGUUACGCGUCCUUGAGAAAUUGGAACAAAAUUACAACUCUUUGUCAAACAAAAUAUGUCUUCCAAGCAUUAUAUCAAUCUUUACAAAUAAAAAAAAUGAACAUUGAAAAACCAUUUCAGUCGUCUUCUCGUUUGUCCAUCCGUGCUUCCUUUUGCAUUUGCUGUGUCAUUUCUACCCUCUUCUAACCCUUUUGGGUGGUUAUUUUAAUGUUUCACUCAAUUUGGUGGCAAUUCUCUCUGUUUGAACAUUCAUACAUUUUGUGACACGGCCUCUUUAAAAGUAUUCAUUUCAGGCGACACCGUUUUUUUCAUCAGGAGAAACAAGGCUACAAGCGUUACUCAGACUACUUUUGGUCUCCUUUCUAGAUAUUAACGAGUGUUCGGAGGGAAAAUGUGGACAGGAUAGGUGUUACAACACUCCUGGCUCUUAUUAUUGCUUAUGUAGACAAGGAUUUCACAAAGUUAAUGGAAAGUGCAAAGGUUAUAAUAUAGUCAUAUGUUUUUUCCACAGGACUAGGGUGCUUUUAUAUUAUGCAACAUUUUUUUAGUUUAAUUACUCACUGAUUUCUUUCUGGGCAGAGUGAACAUCAUGUAGCGUAAAGGAACGUCGUGAGGAAAAUAUCGAUGUAUACGAAAACAAAGGUGCUGUGGUGAUUCAUCUCAAAAAAUUUAGAGGGUUAAGUCCUAAGAGUGGUGUCUAGGUCAGUUCACUAAAAUUUAACAAAGGUCAGGGGAGUAUCUUAAAACCUUCAUCGACCUUUUUCUUCUUCUUUAUUGAACAGGCUUAAAAAACGUGCAAAUUGCCAAAUGGCGAAUUCUACCUACCUGUUUCAUGAAACACUAGUGUGUUGUCAUUUUUCCGCGGAAUGCUUUAAAUUAACAAUUCUUUUCGCUUUUUUUGUAGGGUUUAAAAUCGUCCCGUGUGUUAAGUCUUUUCAACUGGUUUCGCGUUCAUAUUUGUGUUGCGCUCCUUUUUUUACUUUUUUUGGUGCAACGCCGACUUGCAACGCUGAAAGGUGCUAAAAAUCGCCUUGAGAAUUGUCCCGUCAGGGUAACAUCACCUUCACUGUCUUUGUUUGCCAGAUAUUGAUGAAUGCGAUAACAACAAUGGCUUUUGCGAACACACUCGGUCUACUUGCGACAACAGACCAGGUAGUUAUCGCUGCAUUUGCAACCAAGGUUUUCUUUUGGACGGUAGCGGAAGAACAUGUUCAGGUAAGGAGUCAGCUUCCUUCUUUUACUAUGAUUAGUUUUGUUAGAAAAAAAGAACAACUAAUCUCAGUCAAUCGACCACUACCACUAUCUACCUGCAAACGAAAGACUUCCUCGGGGCCUAUGCAACCACUGCGUCCACACCAAUUUGUAUCUAGCAACUUACGUCAGCCACUUACUUUAUUAUGAACUUGCGUAAGACGUAUUAAUGAACGAAAUGGUUAUCCAUAGUACGUGAUAAAGGUGCAUACAAUAUUUCGGCAAUAUCAUGUUUUCCCACUAUUAUAAUUGUAACCAAGCCUCUCCUUAAAAUCUGCAUGUUAUAAAUGCCAACGACAUCUCUUUCCCACCUCCUUCUGCUAAAUGUUUUCCUGUCCGCAAUUGAUCAGGUCUGGGCUUUUCAACGUUGGAAAGUGCCCAAUAAUUCACUAUCUAAUUCACUAUUCACUAUCUUAUCUACCGAAUAAUUCACUAUCCAGCAAUUAAGUAUUAGGGGAACAAAUUGCGUUAUCCAUGGCCACUGGAUAGAGUUUUAUCCAGUGGAUAGCGUUCUCCACCUUUCGAACAACUGGGGCCAGGAUACAUUCAACCAGAGAAUUUGUCGCAAAAGGAAUAAUACAAAAUUCUUAACAGAUGAGUUACGGUUGUUUUUUUGUUUUGGAUUCAAAAAUGGAUUGUUUCAUACAGGAAAAUAAUUCCCUUACGAAACCAUAUGUAUUUUGAAACUGAUUUUAAGUAUUUAAAAUGUAUUUUCAGUAUUUGAACACUAUUUUCCUGUAUUUUAAUCCUGUUUGACAAAAAAAUUUAAAUUUUCGCCCCUGUUUGAAAUAUAUCUUAAGUGUAGUUAAGUGUAGUUAAGUGUAGUUAAGUGUAGUUAUGGUCUUUCAAGAACGAGCGAAGAAAAACUCCAAUCUAGAAUUCCAUAUAGGUAAAGAAACCAUUGAUGUUGUCCAUGAAUAUACAUAUUUAGGAACCCGUAUCUCCUCAACCGGUAAUUUUAAUAUCUCACUCGAACACUUGAAAGAGAAGGCUCUUCAUGCUCUUUUUAGUUUAAGAAAACACACAAACUUUAGCAAAUUAAAACCUUCUCUUGCUUGCAAAAUAUUUGAAACGAUGAUUUCCCCAAUAUUAUCAUAUAAUAGCGAAAUUUGGGGUGUAUAUGUAAAACAUGAUUUUAAAGCUUGGGACAAUACCCCAAUUGAAAAAACCCACUUGAAAGUUUGCAAACGUUACCUAGAAAUAAGCAAUAAAGCUUCAAAUGUUGCAAGUAGAAGUGAAUUAGGACGGUUCCCAUUAAUUAUUAAUAUUUAUAAAAACAUCCUUUAUUACAUAUUGUAUCUUCUGCGUAAAAACGAGGAUACUGUUGUUAAACAAGCCUUUCGUACUUCGCUAGAACUUCACUGUAAUGGUAAAAAUAGCUUUUACCAUAAUCUUAUGAAAAUACCUGAAUAUUAUGACCUCCCUGAUUUUGAUCCUAAUAAUCUAAGUGAAGCUAAGAUCAAACACUAGAUAUAAUAAAACAAAACUAUAUUGCAUAUUGGCAACAUACAAUCCAUCAUUCUAAGAAACUACAAUUUUACAGCUUAUUUAAACAUGAUCAUAAAAUUUCAAGUUAUCUAGACUUAAUUAGAAAUUCUGCUGAUAGAAAAGAUUUAGUGAAAAUUCGUAUAAGUAACCACAAACUCAUGAUUGAAACUGGAAGAUAUAAUCAAACUUCCCGCAACGAUAGAUUCUGCCCUAUUAAUAACUCUGGUAUAAUUGAAGACGAAUUUCAUUUUCUCUACCAUUGUCCAAAAUACUCAAUCCCAAGGGAGAAAUUCUACAAUCAGAUCCAACAAAAUUUUGUCGACUUUAAUCAGCUAUCUUACACAGAAUUAAUAAUUAAAUUAAUGAAUUCACAGAAUUUUUCCGUAAAUUCACAUUUGUUGAAAUUUGUCUCAUUAUGUAAUGAUUUACGUAAUAAUUUGUUAUCAAAUCAUGCUGAUGACACUUGAUUGACUAUAGUAAUCAUUGCAUUGCAUUAUCAUUGUUAUGAUUUGUUUGUUUGUUUGUUUGUUUUUUUUUAUGUUAAAGCUUGAGCAACACUGUAACUACAUAAUUAUAGUCAUGCAAAUAAAGCUUAUGUUGUUGUUAUUUCAUCAAAAGGAAAACCUCUCUCAUCAAUUUACAAUGUAUUUUGUUUAAUAAAUAUGAUUAAAAUAGGGUAUUUAAAAUGUAUUUUGGGCAUAGAACCACUAACACUAUUACAAACAGAGUUCAAAUAGACUAUUUGAAAUAUGUUUUAAGGGCUUAAAUGCGACUGUAUUUUAAAUACUUUUAAAUAGGGUACUUUAACUCUGUUUUGAAUUGUAUCUAAAAUGUAUUUUGAGACUCAUCCACUCACAAAGUUACAAGCAGAGAUCAAAUAGACUAUUUGAAAUAUGUUUUAAGACCUUAACUUACUUAAACACUGUUUUGAGGUCUAUUUGAAUUGUAUUUUGGGCACACAACACUCUAACUCAGACGACGAUCCACUAGUAUCCCAUGAUGCAUUUUUCCAGAAGUAUCACGCAAUAUCGCAGUCAUGGCAGAUUCCAUCGUGAAAUAAGGUCGUUUUCUCGUCGGCUUUUUUCUCAUUCGAUUUCCAUCAGUAAAAGUAAGAAAAUUGCAUUAUUUCGUUAUUUGACGUGUUUUCUCCGAUUUGCAAUGCCUUAAGAGCGAAGUUUCCACAUAGAAACAUUUAUUUUCAUGGUUUCAACUAGUCUUCCCAUCACAAAGUGUUCAGUGACCCACAACAAGGUCAUGAAUAUUCAAGAAUUUUAGGAAUAUAUGUUGAAAUCUUCCAAACGUGGACCUCACGCCAGAAAAAUGAAGUCCUGAAUACUGUACAGGGUAAGAAGUACCCAAAAGUACCCGCAUUUUGAAGACUUUUUCAUCGACAAAAGAUAGCUGAAAUUUCGAAUCUUUUAUCACAUUUCAACGCCAUGUUUGAGAAUAUAUGGGUAAAGUCUGCUGAGGGCUACAAUCUGUUGGGCGCUUUCGAGAGCGCUUUAUGCCGAAGCAAUCACUUUGUAUUUUCAAAGUGGUUAUUGUUAAAAGGAAUUUGACGAUAAUUAUUUUAAUUUGAAGAAGGAACGGUGAAUAAUGGUGUGUUUCACUGUGAUAGGAACCCAAAGAAAGGUGCCACGCAGCAUGUAAGCCGGCACAACGUAAACAAGCCUGCUCAGAAUUUGAAAAAGAAACAUCAGAAACUUUAUUUAUUUGAAAAAACAGAUCCGUAUUCUGGCCAGGAAAGUUCCUUGCAUGAAGAUUGCUUGAGUCAGUACCGGGUAGAUUGUGCUUCAGAGAAUUGUUUGUCGCAUCGAUAGGUUAAACUUUAUUUGUAACUGCCGUUGUAAACUGAGCGCCUGUGAGCGCGAUGCCUUAAUAAAUCCUCCUUUGGUAAUUAGCUUCACAGCGUAGCAGCUGUUUUGUUAAUUGGAACCACUUUUUUGAUCAGUCAUGGUUUUGGUUCUCCUCAGGCCUGGGUACGGUUCUCCUAUUGAACCGAGCGAAGCUUAUCAGUUGCCGAGUCUUAUACUUCGUGUUUACAGUGUGACCGAGCGCACAAGCAGUAGUUCUCGACAGAUCACUGAAACACAUGUAAAACCCUUAGUCAAAGUAAUGCUGAAACUCUCCUUUAAAGCAUAGCGAAUAUAAGCCAACUCGAUAAUCUCAACUAAAGCCGAGAAGCUGCUGAACCGAAACAUGUUUGGAACCAUCCUCAUCGAGCACUGCAAUGCUCAUUUCCCGCGUGCUGAAGAUUACUGAUCAUGAUAUGUCACGUACGCAGUGAUAAUAUAACAUGAAACGAGGUGCAUCAUGGGAUACUAUUCGAUCGUCGUCUGACUCUAACCAAAAACAGAUUAUACAUAAACUAUUUAACGUCUGCUCAAAGACAUCAAAUGCUCACCUUACUUUAAAUACUUUAAAAUAGAGUACUUAUUACUUAUUAUUAUUGAGGUGCAAUAUUGUAAUGUAUUUUGGGAUACUUAUACUCAGACAAAAGUAACAAUUGCACAAAGUUAAUUUUUAAGCCUUCAUCGUGUCACGAACUCAUAAAUGACACAAAACAAGCUGUCAUAUAAUGUGGACCGAAGUUCGAAGUUCUAAGCUGAGCGAAAAAUUAAAUCUCCCAGCAAAUCAAAAAGAAAUUGAAAAAAGAGAAGAAAAUUAGGAAUAGAUUUUAGCUUUGACUGACAACACGUAAUUGUGACAGUGUGCCGAUAAAAGAUCAAUCCGUUCCUCAAUGUUCAUUACCUGCAAGCUCUCUGAGAAAAUCUCCCGCCUAGAUUUUAGCCGUGAAUCAAUUAAUGCAGUUAGGGGACAUUCCGUAAGUUUUUUUUAUAAGAAACUUCUUAAAAUCGCAUUUUAAUUUCAUAUAGAAAUUUUUCACAAAUAGCCGAAGCCGCGGGCCGAGAACCGGAUGCACACGGUCAACAGAGGUUUCUCUAAAAUAAGCCCUUGAAAUUACACAAGCUUAGAUCUCACCUCGUAUAUAUUGCACCAAGAAACAACGCUCAGAUCUGAAUAAACUCCGACAUAUGGUUAUCUUUUUCGCAUAGAUUAUUCAGCACAUGCACGGCAUAUUAUUUCUGAGAUGUCACGCGCGACUGAAAUCACGACUUCGCGCCGCGGUGAUGUGACAAAAGCACGUGAUAAACAAACCGUCCUUUGUCCUUUGCUCAUUUCAAAUUAUUAAACCGGCGGUUGCUGUGAGCUUAAAUGCGCUUGAUUUUACUGUUUGUUACGAUCUUACAAAAGUACACUUCAACUCUGCGGAUUGUCUGAACACGUAGAUGUUGCUUUUAUCUCGAAACAAAAAUGGGUAUGACUCCACAGCGACUGCUAUGCCCUCGAAAGGUUCUGGUUCAGGCGGUGCACGCGGUCUUCCAAGAGUCUUCUCUCAGUGUGAGUAUUAUAUACAAUGUUCCCUCUAUAUGCAUAACACUAAGACGCUCCAAUAUACUCCAUAUGAGAAACAAAUGAAGGGUAGUAAACAUUUAUAUACUCCCGCCUGUACGGCAAUUUUAGGUUUUACAGCAUUCCUUGCUCAGCCUCGCUGUUCUCGGUCACUUAAUGUCAUGUCUCCGGCCUCUUUCAUUCUCGCGUAAAUUUGAUGGUGUUAUGUUGUUCUUUAUUUUACCGGUAACGUCAGUAACGCUAUACCCUUUUGAAGCCAAAGAUUGAUAGCCUGUGUACAGACCCCCCCCCCCCCCCCCCCCCCCCCAACGGGCCCCCCCCAGACCUACCCCCUUUCCCCCCCCGCCGCUCUUCCCGUCUUUUGAUAGCCUGUGGUACGGCCCCCCCCCCCCCACUCCCCUCCGAUUUUUAUUGAGGGAAGGGGGUCUGUACACAGGCUAAAGAUUGAUUUGAGCAUUUCUAAAGACUUCCAUAAGAAUUUCCCGAGCAUUCUUAGGGAAAUCAACGUAAAGUAAUCGGCUAAGAGAUAAUUCUCGUAACGCAAAAAACCCUCCGUUAAAUCGCCCCUCCGAAUAUAAGCCCCCCGGGGGGCUUGUACUUGGAAUUUGCCCUCGAAUACAAGGUAAAACAAAGCAAAAAUGGUAAAUUUCCUUGCCACUACAAGCUAGCCCAAUCGAUUUUGAAACGCAAAAUUCCCUCCGUAAAUAAGCCCCUCCGAAUAUAGGCCCCUCCAUAAAAAGCCCCUCAAAAAGGGCCUUUGAAAAAUAUAAGCCCCGGGGCUUAUUUUCGGAAUUUUACGGUAUGCGUGCUAUUGCUUUUCUUCUUCUGUGGUAUUUUAAUACCAUUUUCAAAGUAUGUUUACUGUAUUUACAAAGACGAGUAUUUUACUAAAUUUCGAGACCGAUUAAACAGCUAUUAAAAUAUAUUUUGAAGUAUAACAUUUGAAUAGCGUUUUAAACAGGUUAAAACACCUUUCAAAUCAGUCGAAAAAUAUAUUACAAAUAUAUUUUUGCACCUAUUUUAAACCUGUUUUUUCAAAAUACGUUUAAAAUUGCCAUUAAAAAUAGUUUUAAAAUAGUAUAGCAAAUUAAAAUAUGUUUUUGAAACUGUUUUUAUCCUGUUUUUAUUCCGAUUUAUAAGGUAUUUAAGAGCGCCUGUCUGUAAAAAUCAGACAAAUUCAAAAUUUCAUGCACUGCAACGGUGGAAACUUCGAUUUCUUUCAUAUCUUAAUGUUUCAUAGGCCAGGGUAUAACUAAAAUCACUGUAUAGUUCUUUCGGUGAAAUAACCUUUUAUUUCAGAGAUAAAUGCAAAUAAGCAAAAUCCGUUGUAAAAUCGUCAUUUGAGGCGCUCAAUUAUUACAUGGGUUUGAAACAAGCCUCGCGUGCAAACACCGAUUACUCUGCCGUCUUUAAAACAUCACAGCCUUCUUUUAUAACUUCUAAAUAUCUGUUAAAAUCAUUUGGGGAGAUAGUGCUCUGUUCUUCGUAUACAAUAUAAUUUAAUUUCGAAGGCAUACAAUUUAUAUUUUAUUAGAUUUUCGAACAUUCACAAUUAUUCCACGAGGCAAAGUAUGAGGCUAUCCCUACCAAACGUUAAACAAAAUUUUCGGGGAAAAGGGCCUUUCUUUUUACUGGCGCAAAAAUUUUUAACAAUCUCCCUUUAAACAUUGUGAUCAGUGAAAACAUUCAAACGUUCUGCCGCCGAGCAAGACAUUUCUUUUUAUCAUAACUUUGAUACUUUAUUACUAUUUUAGACUUUAAAUGGGAUUUGGCAUUGUAUUUUUAGGCUUUUAAUGUAGUUCUUAAAUUCUAGUAUUGUAUUUUUAUUAGGCUUUUUAAAUGUAAUAGGUCAUGAAAAUUCUUGAUGUAAUUUAAUUUUUUUAAGAUACAGGGCCCCUAUGGAGACCAGCCUUUGAGCUGAAUGGGCUACCCUGUGUAAAUAAAGUUUUAUUUUACUUUACUUUAAAAGUAAUGCGUGAAAAAACAUAAUUUUCACCAAGUGCGAAACCUUCAAAUCGAUUAAGCUGCUUGUCGUUGAAUGUUAGAAGGAUGGUCUACAGAUUCCUGUUAAAUUUCUUUUGGAAAAUGAUUACUAGCGACGAGAGAGCUUUACAAAAUCUGUUAAGAAUAGUAUUUGUCCUGUGACUACGUUGACAGUUGGCGCGGUGUACAAUUACACGUUAAAAGACAAAGAUCAAACGACUCGAUAAUCGGGCUUAAAUGGCCUUUCGACUCGUCGUUUACAGCGGAUUUUAAGGUAAGAACAUUUCAAAAGGGUUUCCUAUCUGCUUAUUUUAACUUAAUGUGGGUUUAGACAAGUUAAGGCACUAAAUUUUAUGUCCGACUCGCAACUUCAAAGUUGACCGCGGAAGGUCAAAUAUCUGCAUUUUGAACAGAUUUUGUAAAGCUCUCGCGUCGCUAUUAAUCCUUUGCACAUAGAAAUUUUUACAGGAAUCUGUAGACCAUCCUUCUAACAUUCAACCACCAGCAGCUUAAUCGAUUUGAAGGUUUCGCACAUAGUGAAAAUUAUGUUUUUUCACGCAUUAUUUUUACUGAAGUAAAUUGUAUACCUUCGAAAUUAAAUUAUAUUGUAUACAAAGAACAUGCUGAGCACUAUCUCCCCAAAUCAUUUUAACAGAUAUUUAGAAGCUGUAAAAGAAGGCUGCGAUGUUUUAAAGACGGUAGAGUAAUCGGUUUUUGCACGCGAGGCUAAAAUCCAUGUAAUAAUUGAGCGCCUCAAAUGUCGAUUUUAACGGAUUUUGCUUAUUUGCAUUUAUCUCUGAAAUAAAAGGAUAUUUCACCAAAAAAAACCAUACAGUGAUUUUAGUUAUACCCUAGCCUAUCUAACAUUAAAAUAUGAAAGAAGUCGAAGUUUCCACCCUUGCCGCGAUAUGUUUGAUUUUUACGGACAGACGCUCUUAAAAACUGUUUUAGACCUGUUUUGAGCCUUGCAAAAAGCCCUGGAAUUUUUUAUAUCUUUUAAAAGAAUUUUAAAAUACUUUAAAAAUUCUUUUUAAAAGCGUUUUAAACAGGUUAAAACACCUUUAAAAGCAGUCGAAAAAUACGUUAAAAAUACACUUUUCACCCUAUUUAAAACCUAUUUCACAAAACAGGUUAAAAACAGUUUUCAAAAAUAGCUUAAAAAUACACUCAAAACAGUGCUGGAUUUGGUAAGUCAAGUAAAAUUCAUCAACGACAUUCCUCAUAAAAGCAUUUUUUUAAAUAUUGGUCCUAUGGAAGCUCGUCAGUCUCUUGGGAUUCGUUUCCACGCGAAGUGAAAACACAGUUGUGCUUAAAAUACCCAGGAUUUGAGAGAGUUUAUUUAUUUUAUAUUAUUUAUUUUCAUUCUUUUUUAACUGUAUCUACUAGAUAUUGACGAAUGUAGCAGUUUCCAUGGCUGUCAGGAAAAAUGUAUCAAUACCGUAGGUGGCUACCAUUGCGAGUGCUCAAGAGGAUAUAGAUUAAAAGACAAUCAAAGAACAUGUAAAGGUAAACUUAUUAUCAUUCACUCGAAAUACUCCACAGUCGCCGUUUCUGAUUGGCUCCAACCCCUGGAUUAUUUUUCAUAACCAACUUACCAUAUUUGGAAGAUGCAAGCAAUAUACCAUCGAUUCGAUGGUAUCUUUGUGUAGUGGAUUUUGCUACUGGGCUAGUGAAUUAUGUUCUUAACUAGCUCGAUGAGCAACUGAAAUUCAAUUUAUAGAACUGUAAUUAAUGUUGGUGGUCAAGAAUUUUUUAAGGAGAGGGGGUCAAAAUCAACUUCUAGCGAGUACAUGCUAACUACCACUUACCAAAAAGGCCAGCCUGAAAACUGAAUUUCUGUGCAUCCUCAAUAGCCAAGAUUUUGCGUUUGUCUUCCAUAUAGAUAUUGAUGAAUGCAAAGCAGAAGAUCUAACUGGCACCAAUCACACAGUUAAACUGGCUCUCUGCCAGCAGCUUUGCACAAAUAUCCCAGGAAGCUAUCAAUGUUCUUGCAGAGAUGGAUACAGUCUAACGUAUGACAAGAAACGUUGCAUAGGUAACUUGCACCUUCCUGUAAUUCAAGCUAAACCGACUUGGUAAUAUAAUGUGUAAUUGAUUUAAAUUGAUUUAAAAAGGCGUCUAUCGAGGUUUGAAUUCUACCUCAAGGGACGGACCAUAAAAAAAAAGUGUUAGACGAAAUGCGACGUGCAUUACACGACUAACCUUAAUUACAACGAGACGAAUAAGAAUUCUCUUUCACUAGUGUUGACGAGAGAGCGUUUUGCUUUUCCAAACGGUUACAAGCAUUUUCCACGUUAUCUAAAACGUCACGAACUGUCUCACUACGAUCUACACUUUCUUGGGUAUGAAAUUUGUAAAUUUGUACCAAACAACAUACCAAAAUUUAGUUCACGAGUGCAUCCCUUCCUGGGAACCUAGGGUUUAAGUUAACUGAAUAGCUUCACAUCUAAAACGAGGAGGAAGGUACCUCCAUGUUGUUUACCUUGUUUCGAUAAAUGGGACAUUGGCUGACAAGUCUUUUAAGUUUGCCAAGUCGAUGAAGAAUGUCUCACGCUUUCGGAAGCUAACAAAAUUAGAUAUUGCCAAGGCAAGGGCGUCCUUUGCUGAAUCUGAACUAAGGCCUUGGCCAAACGUUCAACUUUGCAUAAGACGAAUCAAACCCUAAUUUGGUUCGACCUAAAUUAAGUUAAGAUCCGUCUGUUGAGUCGGACGUCGAACUUAGGACGCCUCGAACCAAUCAACUGAAGCAAUUAAUUCAAAGAACAGUUUUAAUCAAUUUUCUCUCGAACGAGGCUAAAUACAAAUUUUUUGUCUAUUUGUUUAGUUCGUUGCAUGUGAAGAUCGACGUUUUUCCCGGAGACGAUCUGCAGACGUUCUAUCGGCCUGAAGCUAAGGGAUAGAACGCAUUGAACGAUCCAAACUCAUUCACACGUACUUUUAAAAGAGCGACUGUCUGAAUAUCGACCAAACUCAGCUUUUCGUGGCACAAGUUCAAAAUUCGAAUUUCGCUCAUUUUUGGCUUAUCGAUAACCUUUACUGCGCUUUUCACAAAUAUGCGAACUCUAAAGUUCAAAUGCCGCCUUCACAAUUGCGUUUUUCGCUGCCGUCAAUCAUAAUUACGAUCACAAGCAACGAACCUUGAAACACAGAAAGACACAAAACGGGUCGAAAUCCACCAAUCACAAAUCACAAACCUUGACCUUUUGAACCCGUUAAAGUAAAGUUUUGUUUCCUAAGAGGUCCGUUAAGAUGAUUGACGGCAGCGAAAAAUGCAAUCGUCAGUUGGCUUUUGAACUUCAGAAUUCGCAUGUUUGCGAAAAGCGCAGUAAUGAGUAAUGAAACAUGCUGUAGUUAGUUUUCCUAAAUAACGUGUUCCUUUUGUCAAAAUUCGAGAAAACUCAUUUUGCCCGUUCGGAGCGCAAAAUCCACUUCCGGUAAAGCGAAAUUUUACACAAAUUUCAUUGACUCGUACGUCAAACCGUAACGAUUUGGCAGCCUUUGAAGAACACGAAUAGUUUUCGUGACCCCUUCUUUCUUAUAAGACGAUAAAUUUGUGAAGGCUGUAAUAAUUUUGUGGCCAAAAAGGUAUUGUUAAAAAUAGGCCCUAUUGACAAUUUCUACAUUUCAAAAUUAUAGGGAUGAAAUAAUGCAAAUUUUUACGAUGCGCUAUAACUUAGAAUUUCGCAAAUUCACUUUCUACGGCUUAACUGGGCCCCAGUCUAUCAGAAAAUCGAAACAAAUCUCUGGGCAAACGACUUUAAGUAUAGCCCGCAAGACCUCGAGUUCAACCCUUAUUUUGCAAAACAUCGCGACAUUGCAGUGGUUAAAAAUAGCGUUACGCAGCCCGUCACGCCUGCGAUGUUAACGAAAGAUAUACUUUCUAUUCAACGUUGAUAACAUGCCAAAUUCCAGCAUACAAUCUAUAUUACAUCUUUCAAUACGACUUAUCUCAUUUAGAGGAGUCAUUUCGUUUGGAUAUAAUACAUAGUGCAGAAUUGCCCUAAAGUCGGCUUUUUUGAACGACGUCGAAAAAACGUCGGCGACCGAGCCCAACGAAAACAGACUUUAAACAAGUACAAUGGUGUGUUUUAUUAAUUUAAGCAUCCGUAAAAAGGCAUAAAUAUGUUAAAUUUAAGACGGAGACAGCCAAGUUAACUAAUUAGAACACUUUCUUUUUCUUGCGAGUUUUCUCUUUCAAGUAAUUGCCCCCGCAGGGCCGGAACCCGAGGAGGCACCCUAAUGUCUCCCGCGUAAAGUAAAAGUAUCGUAUCGUCGUAGUGUUAGUAUGCGCAAUUUUCCCGAUUUGAUGAAACUAGGCGCGCACGGUGGUCCCGGUUAAUUUUCAGCGUGUGCGCAUGGCUCAGCAACCGCGCAAACUGGGUUUGUCAACGAGUCGCAUUCGCCGAAUUGUGUCACACACAAGCACAACAAGUGGCUCCAAAUCCUCGCCCAGGAGGAUUGUCCACCGAAACUCCUCUGGAGCGAGAACGUCGACUUCAAAUUCAGCGUGAACAACGAAGGAGAAGACGUCAACAAGAUACCACGGAGCAGAAGGAACAUCGAUUAGCACAGCGAAGGCAACGCCGACAGCAAGAUACAGAGGAACAGGAGAUUGGAAUCAGAGGAAUUAUGAUCGUUUUACACUGUCGAAAACCCGGAUUUCUUAGUUUGCCGGUCUCCCCGCAGAUAUAUAGAUCAAAGGCUGCAAAGUUUCAGCUCUGUAUUACGGCCCGAAGAAUAACAAUUUUCAGGCGAACUGCACCGGGCCAUGAUUUGUUCUUUGUUUUUGUCUUUUUAUAAAUCCGGACACCGAAAUAAUGCUAAAUCUGCUUUUCAAUACACUGUUAACAAUAACACCACGUAAUACGCAAAAAAAGAAGAAGAAGGAAAGAAAGAACAACGUAUGGACCGUUAAGACGAUAUUCGCGGUUGGUCACCCAUCCACUUCGUAACCCCGACCGACAGGGCUUAACUUGAGUGCCGUUACCAGGGUUAGUUUAUUGCGAAAUCAUUUAUAUCAGAUGCGUUCAAGAAUGUCACACUCGAAUUCAAAGCAUUCGUUCGACACAUUAGUUAUAGGACAUUUAUAUUAUUAGGGCUCUAUUAGUUACAAAUAAAUAAUUAAAGAUGGUUUUGUUGUUUAACACGCGUUCUAUUACAUUUGCAGUGUUGGUUGAACUCAUUAUGGGAUGUAUAAAAAAUAAUUUUCCAUCCUAAGCAUGACAUGUAUCUGGAUUUUCAUUAACCCAGGAAACGAAGUGUAAUAAUUGAGAAAACAGAAAACAAAAGAAUUCCACUCAGAAACUCUAAUACGAAAACUGCAUUUCAAAGGUUCAUGGCAAAUACAUGGACAACCACAAGGAGUCUUCAUUCGGGUUUUAAAAGGUCGGGGGCAGAUUUAGUGACAACUAUGACUAGUUAUGUAUAAGUAUACAUGAUACAUGACGUUUCAAUGUAUUACUAUCACGCUUAUAAAGGUACUUUGUAACGAACGUUUCAGAAAAUAUUUUAACUCGUUUCGAUCGACGAUGAAACACCAUCGUCAAAAACAAAUCGCCUAAAACUUUCCUCUUCAGCAAAACGGAAAAUAGAAAAAAAAGUGGCGUUUGACUAAUGCUAAAGCAGGAAGCGUGAGUAUGAGCUUUUAAAAUGUCAAAUGCUCCUACAUGGAAAUCUACAGAUUCCUUGCAUCGACAUUGGAAAAAACUCUCUAGCCCACUAUGAACUAGCCUGUUGCAGGCGUAGUGGACAGUGGAUAGUGCAUAGUGGACAGUGGCGCGAAAUGGAGAACAGAGGAAAACAAACGUGGAAGAGAGUAAGAGGGAGAGAGUAGGAGGAGGAGAAGAGGUUCUUUCGCCCUCUCUCCAAAACCCCGCCCCUUCGCCGUUUUUUCUAGCUCACUUUUCUUUCCGUUUUCCUAACGAUCUGAAGGCCUGUUACAGGUUAUUGCGCAGGUUAUCGUGCAUUCCUUCAUUUCCAACCUUUUAUGGUAUAUAUUCAACUUGAGCGUCGAGCACUUUUGGCGCUUUGUUAUUGAUCAGCAGAAACGGAUUUGGUAGUACUAACUUUUUAACUGCUUUUUGACAGUGAAACUGUCAUUUUUUUCUUUCUUGUUUUCUUUCUAUUAUUUUUUCUUUGUCAAUUUCUAUCGUAUUUUUAGACGUAUUUUUCGCUUCUCUCCCCAGUCUCACUCACUCUCCUCUCCCACCCCCGUCUGCUCCAGACAGGAGGGCAUGACCAUUUGUUUUGCUCCAGACCAUUCGUUCGAUUAUUCGCGCGUUCUUGGCUUAAGCAAAAAGUACGGGCUGUUUUUUGGUCUGAAAGACUUUUGCACUGAUUGACGUUUUAGUGUCAUGGAAACUCUAGCUGUAAUACUGAACUGCAGAUGACAGGUUAAAAGACUGAAAGUUCAUUUCAACAGCGUUUGGAAAGAGAACAUCGUCUUUUCCGCAAAAGAAAAGAAAUAAAUAAAUAACAAUAAAAAUAGGGAAACAAAAUAGAGUAUAAUACUAAUCUUGUAACGAACGAAUGGGAACACCUAAAAAGGAAAGACAGACUUGAGGAACUCUAUCUUUCCUGCAGCCCUCUUUUCUCAUCCUCCCUAGCCUUAGUCCAUGAAACUUAGACACCCAUGGUACCCUCUAGAACGUCUUUCCUCAUGCUAUAUAUACUACGGAUAAGCCCCUUUGAAGGCACUAAUUGAAAGUCUGGGUAGUGGUUAUGCUGCUGAGGCCUUCAAACCCUGACUCUAUUUAAGACAAAAAGAGUCAUUUCACUACCCUCUUUUCAUUUUUCAUAAAGAAUUAAGUAAUAAAGAAGACGGAAAAAAAUGAAAAAAGAAACACAGUUUACUGUUGAGAUUUUUUAAAAGUUUGUUGGUACCGCACUUGUAGACGGCGCACCAGCCGCCAAUGUCUACCCCCUGUUCAAGGCCUUUCAUCUACAAAAAUACCAUGUUCAAGACGCUUGGAAUUGUAUAACCUGUUCAAGAAUCAAGGCCCCAAAAACCUUACCUUUGUCUUUGUCACAAAACCGAAUUAGACUGAGAGCCUUAGUCUGCUUUACGGAAGUACCAUGUAGAUCUCCGGAAGAAUUGUUUGCAGCCAGCCCUCAAAACCCCAAGAGACUUCGCCUGUCGCUGGUCAAUGAAGGCUACUCCAAAGAACUGCUCCAGAAAAACUAUUUUUCUUAACAUUUGUCCGGAGUAGAGGAAAAGCGAGUUUGCUGUUGCAACGAUCUGCCAUUGCAUUUGCCACGAUCUAUUAGAAAAAUGCACUUCACAAGGCCCCUCAAGGUAUUGAAGAUACAUGACGCAUUCACGGUUUGGGCAAAUGGUGAACAGAAUUCAGGACUGACGAAUUUUGAUUCCGUUCGAUAAUCGCGUUUACCAUUUGCCUAAGUCAAUUUCGUUUAACGAAAAACGGCCGCGAAAGCCUGAAACUAAUGUUCAAAAAAGGUUUGAAGACAUGAAAUCCGAAUUUCCGCCUGGAAUUUUCCAACCGGGAAAACAGGGAAUGUGUUUUCAGACGUUCCGUUUGUUUCAGAAAUUUUCCACUGAAACGUCGAAAACAACCCGAAACUGAGUUAAUAAUAAGCCUAGCAAAGCACCAAAGUGUCUUCUUAGUUUUUUUUAAUGGGUCAUAUUUAGAGUCAUGCACUAGCUUCAUGAUUCAUACACGUUGUCAUACAAGUAUAUAGGCUCCUCUUUGGCAUCCACGUACCUUCUUUUUUUUUUUUUUUUUCAGUUGAGAGCCCGCAAGGGUAAAAACUUCUAAGAGAACUAUUGCACUAAUACUUAGUCGAAAAUAUUUAAUUGCUUCAAGGAAAUUGGUUUUUAUAAACCGAAUGGCAUUGUUUGGCGAUCAUUUAAUUCGUAAAUAUCCCGCAGUGCAAAAAUUCAUUCAGUAAACAGUUUUAGUUUUUCGAUUUUUUCCUGUUUAUAUACCAUUUUUUGAGGGAAAUCGCCAGUCUGAAACUGAACGUGAACGUGUGUGACGCUAUCCCGGGGACGCAAUAUGUUGUAUCGGAAGAAAAUACUACAGUCAAUGAGAAUGAUAGGUUUACUGAAAGAUGUAAUUUCGAAUUGGUUUUUAAUCUGCCUUUAAGUAAAUUGUUUAAAGCGUAUCUAUCGGUGACACUGGCGUGACGGGCCGUGUCACGCUAUUUUUAACCAUGCGAAUGUCGCAAUUCUUCGCAAAAUUAGGGUUGAACUCAAUGUCUUGCGGGCUAUACUUAAAAUCGUUUGCUCAGAAAUUUGUUUCGAAUUUCUUAUAGAUUGGGGCCUAGUAAUGCCGUAGAAAGUCAAUUUGCGAAUUUCUAAGUUAUAGCGCGUGGUUAAAAUUUGCAUUAUUUUAUCCCCAUAAUUUUAAACGGUAAAAAUUGUCAAUAGGGCCAAUUUUUAACAAUACCUUUUUGGCCACAAAAUUAUUACAGCCUUCACAAAUUUAUCGUCAUAUAAGAAAGAAAGGGUCAUAAAAACUAUUCGUGUUCUUCAAAGACUGCCAAAUCGUUGUAGUUUGACGCACGAGUCAAUAAAAUUAAUGUAAAAUUUCGCUUUACCGGAAGUGGAUUUUGAGCCCCGAACGGGUAAAAUGAGUUUUCUCGAACUUAACAAAAGAACACGUUAUUUGGGAAACUAACUACAGCGUGUUUCAUUACUCACUAAGGGUUAUCGAUGAGCGAAAAAUGAGCUAAAUCAAAUUUUAAACUUGUGCCGACCGUGGGUCGAUAUUUAGGGAAAGCCACUCUUAAUUGAGCCAGACGUCAACCUUUUCGUUAACUAAACACACUAAGUCUUCGUUCACAUUAUACCGAAUAGCUUUUCGUGGCGCCACGAAAAGCUAUCACAGAAAUCGCGCCUCCACAGCCAUUUUUAUGUGUAAACAGAAGCCCCAUCCGGUAUGGUUUUCGUGGCGGCGCAAAAGCUAUUCGGUAUAGCCUGAGUUUGGUUGGUCUGAUGAAAAGUUCGUUCGACGUUUUGCCUAGGCCUAAGUGCACGAUUUUCUGGCGAGGCUACAGUGCUUCCUGGUGAUGUUGAUGCUACAGCUACCCUAGUUUGUUCGUGCUCAUUAUCAGUGUGAUAUCUGCACAAGGAUCAGAAUCAAGAACUGCCACAACCUUUUCAAUGUAUACUUCUCUGAUUUCUUUGCCGUUUUUAUGCGUCGUUUACAAACGUAGCAAAUCUUCACGACGGUGAACGUGACCAAUGAAUACCAUGCUGAAUUACUGACAUUGAACUGGCAAAAACAGACAUAUAUUUGAAAAUGUUCUUAUCAUUGCUAACCCAGCUGAAAGCAAGUUAUAAAGUAUACAAAUACAGAUCUUUUACCGAAAAAAGUAACUUAUCAAGAAGUCAGGAUGGCUUCAUCAGUGCUCUGACGGAAAGAGCGUUGUUUGCAGUUGUUACACAGGUUGGUCGAAUGUCGCAAAAGCCUGAUAUUUUAAUGUCGAAAUAUGACCAUAAAAGGAAUAAAUUUUAUUUCAAUAACCUGCUUUCUUCUAUUCAAUUUGCCUCAGACGUCGAUGAAUGCAUGGUAGGAAAGCAUAAUUGUGAUGGGAAAUGCCAAAACACCAUUGGAAGUUACCGCUGUUUAUGUAGUGUGGGAUACAAACUUGGUGCUGAUGGUAGAACUUGUGAAGGUAACAAGUUAAAUUAUAUUUCUUUCAACAAGAAUUUUUUGGAACAUAAGGUUAUCGAACUCGGUAUUUUGAUAACUUUAGUUCCUAUGGCGCGUUUUCAGGGUCGAUAUUAAGUGUAUGGUUAUACCACACCAAUUUGAUAACCGAAUAGAUUGUUAUUCUACGUCAUGAUUUUCAGUCUUUGACCACUGCAUGGUGACAUACUGUCUUGCAAUGGAAUCCUAUCGUUGCGUAAUGAAUUUUAAAUCUGGUUUCCGCGCAUGUAUCCUUACUUUUGAAAUCUUUUCCCAAAUGGACAUCAACGUAUCAAAGUUAUGGCCAUCGAUAUGCCAUAACGCAUGAGGGCCACUUACACAGUGGACUGCUCUGGGCAUUAUUGAUCGCCACCUCAUGGCAACACCCUCUGGAUCAGUUCUAUGCAUUGCUUGUCUUACUCUUCUCUGGGAAACCUUGAUUCCCUUUAACAAGACCUGUGACUGAAUCGUUUAGUACCCUGCAUUGCGGAACAGUCUCUGUAUACUCUGCACAACUGCGUCAGUAUAAUGGAGCUUUUCUUCUCAGUGAAGCUCAUACUCCCAUAGUCUCUUCUUCACUGUACUUUUAAACACAUACUCCAAGAAUCUAUGCAAUGACAGGAAUGGUGAUUUCGUUCUCAAUGUCCAUCCAUGGGCGGCCUACACACCAGGAGGGACUCACACCAGUACUUGCGUCAACAUUCUGACAGGGAAAGUUUCGAUCUGUCUCGAUCUGUAGUCUUGCCACGAUGUCAAGCUCAGUCCGCACUGCAUCGUAGGAGAAAGAGUUGCUGUAGCCAGAACAAAACAUAAUCGGCUACGUCUUCACUGAUAUCCUGCUGCAACCUUUGAGAAAAAUCCAAAAGAACCUGUCUUAUAUUGUUUACAAACUGUGUUAUGCUGUUUGGUUCACCGCCAAUUUUCAUACUGGCCCAGUAGCCAUGCACGCUUGCUUCCAGUCUCUUUACGCGCCCUGUCGGGUAGCUCGCUGAUUGCAAGUUUGCAAGUCCGUACGACGAAAGUGGAUUCAAAAGUCACUGCGAGUAGCGUUUCCUGUUGGACUUUUGGGGGAAGUGCAUCAGUCAAGAGCAUGCAUUCUCAAAAUUGACUAGAGUGAAGUAGGCGAUGAUUUCAUAGCUCGUAUUUAAAAAAAUACUUCUGUUGUUGAAAUGAUGAAAUAAUCCUACUGCUACACAUUAAGCAUUAAGUAAGCGUGCCUUUAGAUUUCAAAAUUGAUAAAUUUUAAAAAAAAUUGUACCUAUAAAAAUUGCUUUAUUUGUUUUCAUCAUCACAUAAUGUUGCUACAGUAAGUACAUCUUUCGUAAGUGAGCGUGGAAACAUGUGGGAGUAGAUUUCAAAAGUAAGGAUGGAUGCGCGGAACCCAUUCUCAAAUUAACUUCGGUAAGAGGUGCAGAUAAAAGUCAUGACGCAACGAUAGAAUUCCAUUGCAAGGCAGCAUGUCAACAGAGGUCAUUAACUGAAAAUCAUCACGUAGGAUAAAAAUACGGUUACCAUACACUUUAUUUUGACCCAGGAAACGCGCCAUAGCAGUUCAUCCGUUUAUUAAAUUUCCUAUUAAGCAAAAUGUAUUUCUUCUUGCAGCCCUGUUUUUCAGUUCUUUAAGGCAGUAUCUCUCCUGAAUAAGUGCCCCACAGAGAGAUAAUUAUAUGCAUCAGUAUGCGUCCAUGUCUCCCGCAAGUCAUUCUCAGACCUGAGAAGUUUAACCCAUUCGCUCCUGGAGAUUUUGCCGAAAAACGCGUUUUGAAGCUAGUCGAGUGGUUUUCUGGUCACUGUCGUGCUAUAAAGAGCUAAAACUUACCACAAACCGGUUUACAGGUCGUACACUUCACGGCCUUCUGAUCCAGAUGCAAAAUAUCAGCUUGCGAAGUUCGGGCAUGCGCAGAAAGCAAAAUUUUUUUGGGUGGGGGGUUUAAAAGUGACACAGUAGUCUUGACUUUUACUUUUCGCUUUCUCUCCUCCCUUCUUUUUUCGCUUUUCUUGCCUAAUUUUUUUUUUCUCUUGCUGGGCAUUUAUUAGGCUUCAUUUUGGUGGGAAGAGGUUUUAGGAAAGCUUUUAUGAUCUUAGGAUUAGGUGAAAGGAAAGGUAGGUGGGCAAUGGAACAAGAUUUUCAUGGAGAUUUUCAGGUCAAUGUCACGUGGUUUUUUUGCUUCUUUCUCCGGUGUCCUUGACUGAAUUGUGCUCAUUCUGGUAUGGUUUGAAAGAUCUCUUCACUCUGCACAAGUUAGCGAAGAAAGUUGUCCUUGACCGUUAAAACUGAUGACGUCACAAAGGGUAGAAAGGACCUGGAUCCGCACGGGCGGUUACGGGCGGUUCAGGGGCGAAUGGGUUAAAGUUUUCUAAAAAACACAAGUGUUUUUCAUUUUACCAAGAACACUGUGCAAUAGAGGUUGUGCUAUACAAGGCUAAAUUAACUUUCAUUUAAAAUUUGUUAUACUAAUAUAAUCUUAACGUUGUUCUAGGUUUGCCUUGUGAACACGUUACUGCGCCUGUUUAUGGUAAGAUGACUUGCACCGGCCUGGUUACAAAUUCCACAUGUUCUUUUUCCUGCAGUCCCGGAUAUAGUCUUUCUGGCUCUCAGACCCGAAUUUGCCUAGCUUCAUCAAGGUGGAGUGGAAGCAGGACAUCUUGUGAAGGUACCACGUUUCCCCAAAGCUUUAUAAGUAUGGACGUGCUAUUUUUUGUGGUGCCCCAACUUUUACCUCUACUGUUUUGCUCUGUUUAAGGUUUUACUUUGCCGGUCCGUUUUUUGUUUCAGUUUAUUAAAAUUUCAAUUGCAACUUCAGUUAAACUAUUAUUCGUUUCUAGACCACUACCAAUCCGUUUUUGAAUCUCCUGUAUGUGCAUGUGAGAGCGGAGAGGUUCGAAAAAUGGGGAGUUUAAAAUACGGUGUACCACUAAGAAAGAGGGGCCAGUUUUGGUCCGAAUAUGGGGAGUUCCUCGAAACUGAGAAAAAAAAAAUAAAAGCUCCAAAGUUGUCUGGAUCCUCGGAAAUGCUACACAGCUCACACUUUAUGCUGCUUUCACUAAGGCCUCAUUUAUAAAAAGUUGUACCGGAAGACAGGGUCACUUUCCCAGUCGAUCGAGUGAACUUUAGCGAGCAUUUCAUGAAAAAAAAAUUUGACUCCUUUGCCCAAGCCAACAGCGUUCGUGCUCGCUCUGGUUGUCUCGCCUUGACUUCUGAUUUUGUAACCAUCAAAACGGGCUUUUAAACAGUAUUGGCUUUUUAAGCAUCUUUUUUUCUUACUACCCUUCACCUGUGCCCUUGUCGUGUUUUAGUCAUUUUAAUUUUGUUAACCGUUACUUUUUUCAGCUAAACACUGCCCAAUACUGAAGCCGAAUGGGACAGGGCAUUUUCUCUCGUUACCAUGCUUCACCUCAUUUGGCUCAAAGUGCUACUUUGGGUGUGCCUCAGGUUACAUCAUGGAAGGAAAGGGACAAGCAAGCUGCAGCUAUGAGUCUAAAUCUGGCAAAGUCACCUGGAAAAUAGAUCCAUAUACCUGCAAAGGUAGAACCCCAGCUUUGUGGCGUUUAAUUUCCUCGGAAUCAGUGGCAAAAGCCUUUCAAACUAUUUAAUUUGGAACAAAAAAAUUGUCUCUUUGAAACUCUCUGUCUGCUCCAUACUGUUAGAUUGCUUAUGCGUUUGAUUUACUAACCUUUUUUUAUUUUUAUUAAACAGAACUUAAAAGCUGCACACCAAACCCUUGUAAACACGGUGGAAAAUGCAUCGUCCAAGACCAAAGCUUUUCAUGUGACUGUCAAGGAACUGGUUACACAGGAAGCGAGUGUCAAAAAGGCGUGGUCACAACACCAGUUUUUCCAAAGUUAUUUGCAGGCUCCAAGUCCAAAACCCUUUACCUAUCUGCUCGGCCCUCCAAUAAGCUGAAAAUUAUCCUCAUGGCCGAAAAUGGGGUCGUUUUUUAUCCGUCGUCCUCCCUCGACAUUAUAUUUCCAGAAAGCAAGCAAAAAUUCUUUGUUGAAGCAGAAAAAGCAGGCAUCAGAAGAAUUUCUUAUGGUUUGGAAGGUCCCAAUAAAGCUGAGUUUGAGGCCCCUGGGCAACGCUUUUUCUUGGUCACACCUCGCGUGAUGAUCAAUGACAGCAUCUAUUCAAAGUUGUUUCUCCCUAAAGGAGAACUCCCACUUGGAUGUAAUGAUCACACCUCCAGAACCCUAUCAUGCAAAGUACGGUUCAUUUCAACAAGUGGAUGGACUGGCAGUUCACCUUCCACCGAGGGAAUUGUACAUGUAAUGACUUCUUCUAAUCAGUUUAUACCACUGUCGUUGGUUGGUUUAAAUUUUGAUGGCCUUACAAUUUCUAAAACAUCGUUAAUUCAAACAGCAGCUGCUCGCACUUCAUCCAGUGGUGUCCUCAGUGAUUUCAUUAUAAACAAUGGUACGUGCUUUCAACAAGAAUUGAGUUCUGAUAAUCUCCUGGAAGUAAUGAACGAUGAUGCCCUCGUGUCUUCCUUCAUGCGCACGUUUUCCCAGAUGACUCCUAAAUGGUUGCAUCUUGCCACCAACGAGGAAAACAAAGCGUUUGACAUCCACAACAUCAAAGUAAAUCUGGCGAUCGAAACAUCACUUAAAGAGAAACACUGCGCAGACUUUCCGCUCAAUCCAUUAUCAACCAUUGCUUACUUUCGACCAACAGCAGAAUACGAGGUUCGUGUUUCCGACGAUGCAGUGUCCCUGUUUGCGGAAGGAAACACUUGCUUUGCAGCAGACAUUUGCAAGCAAUCUGUCUUUAUACACUUUUCCAAGCACUCAGCCAAUGAGUUAAUUAAGCUUGCGGCAUUUCAAGAAAUGAAAGAUAAAGGCGUCGAAAUCCGAGUUGACUCAGUUGGUGUUUUGGAGAGUCCAGACAUUUAUGAUGUUGAAAAUAGUGAGAUUUGGAAUGGGACACACCUGGAUAAGGCAUCGCCCUUCAGUUACAACAUGUGGUUAAAGGGAGACGUGGCUUGGAAGAUGCAGAUACCAGCAAAUCUAGAUGUAACGCUUCACAUAGCGGGAGAGGGUUAUCUUCAUUACGACAAAAUUGACGACGUAAGUGCAUAAUAAAAUUAGAAAUAAGUUUCUCGCAAAACCUUAUUCUCAUGGAUAAGAGGACCACUAGGUAGGGCUACAAACUGGAUGGGCCCAGAGGAACAAGCCGGGAAUGUCCUAUCUUGUAGACUCCUUAUGAUUAUGAUUACUAUUACUUUUUUUUUGUUUCGCAUGCGCAUAGCUAAUUCGCGUGUAGCUUCGUGCAAUCAAGUGUUUGAUGCAAAACGUUCGAGAUCGACAAACCUUUUAUGUACUUUCUUUUCGGCGAAAAUGAACAAUGUGAGUUUUAACUCACAUGUGUAAACUCAGGCGUAAAUCACACGCCAUGUUGAAACAUUUCACUCACGUGUCAUUCUGACACAGUCUGCGAAAGGAAAAAAACUGCACAACAUAUUGCAAAGGUGUUGUGCAGAAAAACAUGUCUGAAUAAAACUUCAGGGAAACAUGUAAAAGCACUUUUUAUUCAAGAUAGCCUAUGUUAUAGGAUCUCCCUGGGGAAAGAGUGAAAUAAUCACCCUUUCCCUUCCCUCUUCUCGCGAUUUUUUCACCCUUUUCUCAAACCGACAGCCUGUUCAUAGUGACUGAAAGUUUUCCGAUAACGUUUUUUUUUUUUUUGAAGCAAGGCUUUUCCUAAUUAUCCUCAACAUUUACCGGCAAUCACUAGAACUGUGUAUUUUCUAAGAAUUUCCUCUUUCCAUUUUCAACCAGAAAAUCAAUUUAAGCUUCAAACGCGAGUCCAUUGACAUCUUCUCUCAUGACUUGAAAUAAUUAAAUUUUCGUUUUACGCAAAAACAAAACUAGAACGAGCCAAAAAUCUUUGAUGCAGCUUCUGUAAGCGAGUAGGUGAGGUGGCAACCUGCAUGCUCAACUUUCACUUUCGUUGAAUUCCAUGGUAAAGCUUUCCCCAAUCCAAAAACGAAAUAAACAAACCAGCUUCGAAAAUAGAACAAUCUUGAUAACAGCUGUAUUUCAUUUUGUGGCGGCAGUGGAAGAACACGAAUAGUUUAAAUUUGAAAAUUAUGUUAAAAGAUUUUUCCUGUAGUCAGCGGUAAGAGCCUGCAUCCAUCGAUGAAUCCCUUUGCGACACUUUCCUAGACGAAAAACCAAAUAUACAACUCAGUUUUGAAAAACAGAAAAAGAAACUUGACAGUAGUUGUAUUUCAUUUUGUGGCGGCAUUACAAGAAUACGAUAAUUUUAAAACAUAACUGAAAUGAAAAAAGGCUCCAGUUGUCGGCAAACAAAUUUCUAGAUGCUGUGUUUCCACGUAUGAAUUGAUAAAUUCAACUGUCUCAGCGUUUUGAUGGGGCUCCUCGUUGUUCCUAAAGUGUGACCAAAAGUGUGACCAACCAAAAAGCAAAGCUUUAGAAAUAUAUGUUACCUCUACCUCCCAAAGAAUGUACGGCCGGCCCGCGGGCGUACGCUGGCGUCAUAACAAAAUUUUCGGGCAUCGAGAUGUUUCCAAUCUUCUUUUACAACUGUAAGUAUCGGGCUAGCGCGCACGGACGCUCAGCUAUAUAGAACAUAUGGCCGGCAGAUCGACACCCUCAACCGACAGCAGAUGUAAACUCGUCUGCAAGGAAACACGAAAUCCAAAUGUUUUCUUGGCUCUUUACGUUUGAGCGGGUUGAUCCAAAUCACUUUCAUGAUUUUCCCUGCCUAAUACUUCUACCGUCAAAAUUCAUCACCAAACAUAUUUCCUGAGCGCGCUAACCGAUAGCCGCACUGACCACGUUUGAGGGGGUUUUGUUGCUAGCUAACUGAAGUGAACACCAGGGUGGUUCGUUUUACAUAUAAGGUCAAUAUUCGAACAUAUUUAGUCCAAUUUAACUGUUAUUCUUGUAAUUGCUCUUGCAACAGUUAUUUAUUGAUCGUCUAACUCGACCACUGGACAUGCUACUUAAAGGAAAAGCCUCCGUAGUUAUUGAAGGAAGAACUCUGGGUCAGGACUUCAAAUUAGAACUAACUUCUGUGGGCAUGAUAGGAAAAGCCAAAUGUGGAGGUAAAGUUUACUGUCAUUUCUAGUCAGAAAUUUCUAGGCUGACUGUCGCUGUCUUGAGGCCGCGAGGAUUUUCCUAUAUAGUGGAAACAACAUGGAUGCCCUCAUUAGACGCAAUUUGCCCACCUAACCUUAGGGAAAGAAAUUUUGUCUCGUUUUAAAAAAAUCUCAAACAUUUAUUAAAAAUUAAGAAUUAACGUUUAUUAAAAGAAUAUGUACAUUAAUCCUUAACAAUUUUUGCAGUUAAGUCAAAAUGUGGACAGGACCAAUUAGAUCGGUAACCAAGUCCUUCCACCGAAAGGUUAUUUUCUUUCCUUACCUUUGUUUACUUAUAUACAUGUACAUAUAUAUCUCUAGCUUCAACACCCAAAUUUUAAUUUCAGGUGAGAAUAGCCACGGAGACGGGAUACAGGGAGUGUUCCUGAGCCUUAAAAAUGCGAAGAAUGGUGCUUUUCUCAAAACACCUUUUUAUCCUUAUGUGCGCCCUGCAGAAAAUCAACAGAUCUUUGUUACAACCCUUGUUAAAUACAACGGAGGCAGACGCAAUAGAGUCACUAAUAAAGCAGAAAUACGGCGUACCCUGACAAACUUACGAUUCCUUUUACCUGAGCUGGAAGAAAUUUUCCGGGAGUCAAUUCCAAAACUUCCAGAGAAUAGAGCCAUCCUAGAAAAAUGGAUUGAGACGGCUGCUGCGGUGAGUGGAAAGGUUCGCAAAUUGCGAAGAGCCCUGUUCUUUAAUAGAGCGAUUGACAUUAAGAAUGCCAGAAAAAUAGUGGCUGACAUCAACAAAAAGAUCCAUAUUGUGCGAAAAAGCGUAGGAAUGUUAAAGCAUCGCGUCUCCUUAAAAGCUGCAACUUCACCUUUAAUUACUAUGAUUGAAGACUUUCAAUUGGAUUUCCCCGAUUAUGUGUACUUGAAGUUCGGAGGGGAGAGCACUAAGCAACGACUGUUAGGUGUGAAAAUACACCUUCGCUGUAAUCUGUGUAUAAAAAAGUUAUGUCUGGAAAACAUAGUCGCAGUAAUCUCACACCUUGAUGGACAUGGAAAGGUCUCUCAGCCAUUUUCCAGAACAAAGUUUUAUGUAAGCGGCAGGGCGCCAAAGGUCCUGUCUCUGAGCCCAGGUAAAAUCCUUAGUCUUCCAAAAGGACAAUCUAUCAAUAUGAUUUUUAACCGUGACUCCGAGGACGUAUCUAUUGAAUUUGGAGCAUUGAUACGACUUUUUGGCUUGAGUCAGUUUGCAAAUGCAACGCUCGACAAGGCGCAGCUAUCGGUUAAUGUUAAGGGAAAAUUUUUUGCUAAAUUUCCAUCAGAGCUAGAUGUUGUUGCAAAGAUCAGAGAGAGUGAAAAUUGGAACUCCCUACUAUUUUUGGUGAAAGGAAAGAUGUUGAAAUCGUCCCUUCUUCCCAAUAAGCUUCAAAAUGCAAUCAACAACUAUACACUUGCUCUAGCCCAAAACGCUCAGAGGAGGAUUCAAAGAGCUGAGGCUGCAACUAACAAUGCCAAGAGACAAACCAAAGAGGCAGAAACAAUUUUGAAAAAGAAAAAGAUUGCCUCCAAUAAUGCCUCUAAAAUUUUGGACGAUAAAGUGAACAAUCUUGUUCAAAAGCGAAUUGUGUAUGCUCAGCGUAAGAUUCGAUUUAACUCGACACUUUUGAGUUACCUACACUUAAAGAACCAGACUUUAUGCGAUAUGAAAGCCUGCAAGAAUGACGAUAUCAAGACAUGUAUACCUGACGUUGUCAAAAGAAAGUCAAGACUAAGGUAA